AUGAAAAACUUGGCUCUAAUUUUACUACUCUUGGUUUUGGCUAUCGUUUUUGUUGAUGCCGGCCCGAACACGGCUCACAUUCGAGCGGCACGAUCACACUCUCAUGGAUCUCACGGUCAUCAUCAUCAUGGUGGAAGAAGGGGAGGAUGGGGACAUCACCAUGGAGGACAUCACCAUGGAGGAGGACAUCGGGGAGGUGGAUGGGGAAGAGGCGGACGCAGGGGAGGCGGAGGAGGGCACAGACAUGGAGGACGAUGGGGA
Messenger RNA from Mesorhabditis belari, 261 nucleotides. The record is from the annotation of a GenBank genome assembly. NCBI's taxonomy places the organism in Eukaryota, Metazoa, Nematoda, Chromadorea, Rhabditida, Rhabditidae.